Molecule: messenger RNA, 690 nt
Organism: Folsomia candida
Lineage: Eukaryota; Metazoa; Arthropoda; Collembola; Entomobryomorpha; Isotomidae
Gene: RpS18
Product: 40S ribosomal protein S18
Exons: 4
Coding region: 156-614 (152 amino acids)
Biological process (GO): translation
Cellular component (GO): small ribosomal subunit; cytosol; ribosome
Molecular function (GO): RNA binding; structural constituent of ribosome
Source: RefSeq, a predicted model, not a curated record
CCCUUGUCACUCUGCCCCAACGGCAGUUCUCCCACCGCAGAUAUUCAAAACGACUCCACGCUCGGCCUCUCAUUCCGACUCGAUCACCUCUCGUCUGUGCACCGAUUCUUCGAUUGGAAAGUUUCGAACAACAGCACAACAAAAAAUAAUUCAAAAUGUCGCUUGUGCAGCCGGAAAAGUUCCAGCACAUUUUGCGUGUGAUGAACACCAACAUUGAUGGAAAGACGAAGAUCAUGUUCGCCAUGACGGCUAUCAAGGGGGUGGGACGCCGUUAUUCUAAUAUUGUGCUGAAAAAGGCAGAUAUUGAUCUUAACAAGAGGGCCGGAGAAUUGUCUGAGGAGGAGGUUGACAAAGUAAUCACCAUUAUGUCUAAUCCUCGUCAAUAUAAGAUCCCUGACUGGUUCCUCAACAGACAAAAGGAUAUCAAGGAUGGCAAGUAUUCCCAGAUCGUGGCAAAUAACAUGGAGACCAAAUUGCGUGAAGAUCUUGAACGUUUGAAGAAGAUCCGAGCCCACAGGGGAUUGAGACAUUACUGGGGCCUCCGAGUUCGUGGUCAACAUACCAAGACGACUGGGCGACGUGGAAGAACUGUUGGUGUCUCCAAGAAGAAGUAGAUUAUUUUAUUUUUUCUUUAUACACUACCGACGAAGAAUGUUCCACUAAAAUAAAAUUUAAAAACCUAAAAUUUUC